Clonostachys rhizophaga is the source of this 714-nucleotide messenger RNA. The record is from the annotation of a GenBank genome assembly. Lineage: Eukaryota; Fungi; Ascomycota; Sordariomycetes; Hypocreales; Bionectriaceae.
AUGACUCCUGGAAGUGUCCUAGUCAACACGCCCGUCAAGGCAAUCAAGCAGCACAAAGAUACCUCGAUCGUCACAGCGCAGACCGGGCAAGUCUUCAAAGCGAAGAAAGUCAUCAUCGCGAUCCCGACCAACACCUACCGCGACAUCACAUUCUCGCCACCCCUUCCCAAGAAGAAGGAGGCUAUCGUAUCCAACACUAAGCCGGGCAUCUACGGCAAAAUGAUCCUGUCCUACAAUGAGCCUUGGUGGAGAGACGCAGGCCUGGUUGGUAAGUUUACAUCCGUCUCCGGGCCGUUCUGCUUUAGCUGGGACACGUCGGACCCUGCGAAAUCCCAGUACAGUCUUGCCGUGUUUAUCGCCGGUGACAUUGCAACCCGAUGGCACGCGCUUUCCGAUGCGGAGAGGAAGAGCUCCAUCAUCAGCCACUUGGAGUCGCUUGUCGGCAAGGAUCUUGCAAGCAAAGCGCGCGAUGUUCUGGAGAUCAACUACGCCGAGUGGACCAAGGAGGAAUUCAUAUGGGGGGCGCCAACCAGCGCCAUGGGCCCUGGAUUGCUUAGGAAGUAUGGCGACGCCCUGAGAGAGUCAUAUGGAAAUCUUCAUUUCGGGGGCGGAGAGACCGCAUAUGAGUGGAAGGGGUAUCUGGAGGGAGCCGUCAGGGCAGGCGAACGAGUUGCGGCAGAAGUCAUUGAAGCGCUUGGUAAGGGGCAUAAGUAG